GCGCCUUAACAAUAUGGCUGCUGUACGUCGCUCCACGCGUCUGAGCAGCGUAAGCAAAUCGACAUCAGCAACGAUCGCAGCGCUGCCUCCGUCGCUGCUGUCCACAACGCCACGACGCUCAGAAGUUUGGCGCAGAAGACAAACCAAGCAGCUGGUGGAAAGUGACGACGAAGAUCAGGAUGAUAUCGUUAGUGUAAUUUCAGAGAAUAACGAGAACAGCAACCUGUUGAACAAAAUGGACAAAGCGGGCAGAAGGAAAUCAGCUGCGGCUACAAAAACCACAAACGAUCAUCCAAAGACGCCACGCAGCAGCAAGAAAAUAACGACAACAACUUUAAGCAACAGGUCCAAACAGGCUAAUAUACGUAGAGCAAAGGCUUAUAGCAGCAAUAGCAGUAGCAGCAGCGAGGGGGAGUCGGGGCUGGACGAUGCUACACAUGUGUCCCCACCCAAGCAGCGCAGAAUGCAGCCACUGCCAGAGCAUUUGAUCAGCCCCUCACGACUCCUGGACAGACUGAGCAUAGAUGAACGCGAGCAGCAGGAGGAAACACCCACAAACAAGACUGAAACGCAGACCAAAAAAGAGGAGCAGCUGGACGAGCCACCAAAGCCUUCGCCGCCACGCAACAAAUAUCAAAAUGCACGACGUGUGCUAAACAGCGCAGAAACGCAGCAUCUGCCUGGUCGCGAGGAGCAGCUACAAGAACUGCGCGACUUUUUUACCCAACAUUUGGACAGUCAAACCUCUGGCAGUCUCUAUGUAUCCGGCCAGCCGGGCACCGGCAAGACAGCCUGUCUGUCGUUGCUGCUUCGCUCUCCAGAGUUUGCUCAGCGCUUGCAACGUGUCUACAUCAACUGCACUAGCAUUGCCAGCGUGGGCGCUGUCUACAAGAAGCUGUGCGCUGAGUUGCAACUGAAACCGACUGGACGUACCGAACGUGAUCAUUUGGCAGCAAUACAACGUCAUCUGCGCACAUCGAAGCGCAUGUUGCUGCUGGUGCUGGACGAGAUCGAUCAGUUGUGCACCUCAAGACAGGAGGUACUCUAUACGAUCUUUGAGUGGCCCGCGCUGCCAGGUGGCCGCAUCUUGCUAGUUGGCAUUGCCAAUAGUUUGGAUCUCACGGAUCGUGCACUUAUGCGACUGAAUGCGAGAUGUGAACUGAAACCAAAACUGAUGCACUUUCCACCCUACACCAAGCCACAAAUUGUUGAGAUAUUCAAAUCACGACUCGCAGAAGCACAGGUUUUGGAUGUAUUUCUGCCAGUCACGCUCCAGCUGCUGGCCGCGAAGGUGAGCGCAGUAAGUGGCGAUGUUCGACGCGCCUUGGACAUUGGUCGGCGUGUCGUCGAGAUUGCAGAGCAGCAGAAACGUGCGGGCGAAAAGGAGUUUAACAUGAAGGCUCUCGAAUUAGAGGGUCCAACAACAGAGGCUGACGAAACAGUGAAGCCUGUUCAGGUUAGCCAAGUGGCUGCGGUGCUAAACAAAGUUUAUGGUGCAUCACAGAAUCUAGAGGAAGACAUUGAGGCCGCCUUUCCGCUGCAACAAAAACUGAUGCUGUGCUCGCUGGUGCUAAUGCUGCGCAACGAGCGCAACAAGGACAUUAGUAUGGGACGCCUGCAUGAGGUAUACCGACGCGUUUGCGCCAAGCGCAACAUUUUAGCCCUCGAUCAAGCGGAGUUUGCGGGCACUGUUGAUCUCGUAGAGACGCGGGGCAUUCUGCGAAUUGUGCGCAAGAAGGAGCCGCGUCUCAGCAAAGUGGUGCUGCAGUGGGACGAGGAGGAGGUGCAUGCAGCACUCAGCGACAAGCAGUUAAUUGCAUCGAUCUUGAGCGACACUGCCUGCCUGGCCAAGUGAUGGACGACAAACACAAAUAAAUUUUAUGAUGAUGAUUACCUUUAUAAAAUAA
Messenger RNA from Drosophila grimshawi, 1907 nucleotides. RefSeq names its product cell division control protein 6 homolog (gene Cdc6). Gene Ontology annotation, molecular function: ATP hydrolysis activity; DNA replication origin binding. Bases 14 to 1855 code for a protein of 613 amino acids. The record is from RefSeq and is a predicted model, not a curated record. Lineage: Eukaryota; Metazoa; Arthropoda; Insecta; Diptera; Drosophilidae. Gene Ontology annotation, biological process: cell division; mitotic DNA replication checkpoint signaling; DNA replication initiation. Gene Ontology annotation, cellular component: nucleus. The transcript is spliced from 3 exons.